Messenger RNA from Diuraphis noxia (Russian wheat aphid), 2250 nucleotides. Its product is annotated as pyruvate dehydrogenase phosphatase regulatory subunit, mitochondrial-like. Gene Ontology annotation, molecular function: protein binding. Lineage: Eukaryota; Metazoa; Arthropoda; Insecta; Hemiptera; Aphididae. The record is from RefSeq and is a predicted model, not a curated record. Gene Ontology annotation, cellular component: mitochondrion.
AUGGAGGAGGAAAUUAUCCAAAUACAUUUUUUUCAAAUUGACAACUAUUUUGUAGCUGUUGGAAUGAAUGGCAAUCCAUUACAAGGAGCUGGRGGUAUAGGAAAAGCUAUGGCUGAAUGGAUCAUAGAAGGAAAACCAACACAAGAACACUUAGCUUUUGAUGUACAGCGGUUUUUAGACCUCCAUAAUAAUAGAAUGUACUUGCAAGAACGUACAAAGGAAGUAGUUGGCAGGCCUCCAGAAAUGCCACCAGGUACAUUUUAUAAACCAAAAUUCUUUGACUUUAUGUUGGAAGAAUAUCAUGCUUGCAGAGAAACCGUUGGAAUUAUAGAUAUGUCUUCAUUUUCUAAAAUGAAAAUUCAGGGAAAACAAGAUAUGAAUGAUGAUGCCGAGUCUCAAUGUAAUGGAGUUGUUGAUUGGUUACAAUCUUUGUGUACAAAUGAUGUAAAUAUUCCUGUUGGCGGUAUUGUCCACACCGGAAUGUUGAAUGAAAGAGGUGGUUACGAAAACGAUUGUUUAUUAGUGCGUGAACGGGAAAAUUGUUAUUUAAUGGUAUCACCAACAAGCCAACAAACCAGAGUUUUAGAUUGGCUUAAAGACCAUUUACCUAAAGAUGAAUCAAUUCAGCUAGCAGACAUAACUUCGAUGUAUACUGUUGUUAACAUAAUUGGUCCUAAAGCAGGCGCUUUGAUAUCCGAACUGUCACAAACUGAUGUUGACAUUAAUGUACAACCUUUCACCUAUAAGACUGUAAACAUUGGUUACGCUUCUGAUGUUAUGAUGAUGGCUUUUACACAUACUGGUGAACCKGGAUUUUGUCUGUAUAUACCAUCUGAAUAUGCCCUGCAUGUGUAUGAUCGUUUAAUUACUGUUGGAUUCGACUAUGGAAUUAGGGAUGUUGGCAGUUUAACACAACGAUUCAUGAGGAUUGAGAAAUUUAUACCGUUUUGGGCGGAAGAUUUAACUCGUGACACUACACCAUUUGAAGCAGGAUGCAAUCAUGUUGUAAAACUUGAUGAAGCUGAAAAUGAUAUUGCAUCAGUUUUGGAAAAAUUGGAUUCAUUGAUAGCAGAUAUUUUAAGUAAUUCGCCAUUUAGAGAAUUGAAUUCUGAUAACAUAGAUGUUAAAAUUUGGAAUAAAGUUCUCGAUGACUUUACGGAUCAAGAUGGAAAUCGGCCAACUUGGGUGUUUACAAACUGGUUGUAUUGUGAAUGUUAUAUACAUCGUCGUAUAUUUGAAGCGUUUGAAACUAGUACAUUCUUAAAAAACUAUGAUCCAUUUUAUGAACAAAAAAUGAAGGCUUUAUCGCAUUGUGAAGAAGCUAUGGAUAUUUUAGGAAAAUUUCUAAUCAAAUAUUUCAAUAAAAAUGAUGUUCAGUUGAAAAAUCUUCGUGAAGACUUGCCGAAAAUCAUCAAGUGUGCCUUGUGGGGAAAUCGUUGUGAUCUUUCACAAACUGGUGGUGAUGCUAUUGCACAAAAUGAGAGCCCGUUAGAUUUAGUUGAAUCAUUACAACCUCUUAUGCUUGCUGACGAAUCAUCUAAAAUAGUUGAUUUUUUAUUUACUUCACUCAACAAUUCCAAUGACAAUAAAAUUUUAGAUAUUAUAUUGGACAAUGCAGGCUAUGAACUUUUCACGGACUUAUGUUUAGCUGAUUAUUUGAUGACAUAUAAAUUCGUAAACACUGUACGGUUCCAUGGAAAAGCUAUACCAUGGUUUGUGUCUGAUGUAACUAGUAAGGAUUUCAUUGCUACCAUAUAUUUUGUAGCUAAUACUUCCAGAAGUGAAACAUUAAAGGAAUUAGGCAAGCGAUGGGAAGGCUAUUUUAAAUCUGGUCAAUGGAUAUUUGAAAGUGAACAAUUUUGGACAUUGCCAUUCAAUUUUGAUCAAAUGAAAUCAUUAGAUAAUGAAUUAUAUUCCAAACUUUCGAAGUCAUUUUUAAUCAUAUCCAAAGGAGAUCUAAACUACAGGAAACUAGUCGGAGAUAUAUAUUGGGAGCCUACAGUACUUUUUACUCAAGCAGCGUCGGUUGCGACGCGCAUCAUGGCCGAUCGAAUUCCGGUCAUGGGUGGCAUCGCUUUUUGGGCAGUUCAUGCAGUCUGGAGAGAGAGAUCACUCGGACAUGGCAGAAUCUUACGGGUGCCCAAUAUAAAAUUCUGCCACAUACGUGUACCAACAAACUUGCCAAACCCAAAAACCCAAAAACCUACAGUACCCUCCCAACAUCCAAUGGCUUAUGGUGCCGUGGGAUGA